AUGCGCAGUUCUUACACGUGUCUCACUAAGAAGAACUUGGCAAUGGAGGCUCAGAGGAAGAGCAAGCGUAAAAGGCAGCCUACAAGAGAUCUUGGACGCGUGGAGAAAGCCAUGGCAGAAUUGCCAUCAGAUUCGAGUCAGCUGGAAAGAUCUGAACAGCACAGUAGCCAAACUGCGGCAGAGGAAGCAGCUGUAGUGUGCUGCAGUGAUGGGUCUGACUUGGAGUCAGACACAGUACACCAGCCUACUAAAAGAGUAGCAGCUCAAGGUUCUUCAGUAGCUCCAACAGCUAUUUCAUCUUUGAAGCGCAGCAAACAAGAAAACGUUGUCUGGAAGCUAAAGCUGGAGAAUGCAAAAGAAAAAAUUAAGUCCUUGGAGAAUGAAAGGGACUUCUUAAGGAACCAACUGUCUGAGGCUUUGGCGCUUGCAAAUAAAGAGGACCAAGUCACGGCAGCGCCCUCCUUGCACGAAAAGAGUAUUUCUUCCUCCUCCACCUCCUCCUCAUCCUCCUCCGACAGUUCCUCCUCUUCCUCAUCAUCUUCAGAAAGAGGGAAGAAGAAGAAGAACAAGAACAAGAAGAAGAACAAGAGUAACAACAGCAACAACAAAAAAGACAGCAAGAAAAAAAAAGGGAAGAAAGGAAACAAAAAGAACACCAAGAUAGGAAAGAGAGUCCUCACCCCAGAAGAGUCCAUGGAUCGCUACAGGCGCGUCUUUGUAGCAGUGAAAAAGGGCAUGACAAAAACUGAGGCAUACGUCAAAGUCGGGGUUGACCGAAAAACGGUAGCAGCAACGGCCGCCAUUUCGGAGCUACACGCUGUUGACAAGGACCUGUAUGACCAGCUGAGGGCAUCAAUGCCCAAGGGAGAGACGCUUUAUCUUUUUUCGGCAAAAUGUAACCUAGAAAUUCUUGGCAGGAACCUUCAGGAUAAGGUAAAUGAAAAAAAAUGCAACGGGGAACUUUUGCAAAUUGGACACCGGGCAUAGUAAAGAAGAGAGCAGGUUUUUGUUUUGUUUUUAGGGUGCCUUUUUUUUUGUCCAUUUUAAAAUGCCCUUUUUUUGGGUUGAUUUGUUCAGUGACAUCGAGAAAUGCCUUUAAAAGUGCAGCCUUUGUUUUUGUUCCAUUUUAAAAUUACUUUUUUUGUUUCUGUUUGUGUUUUAAAUUGUUAAUAUUUUCUGUAUUACCCCGUUAUGAUGUUAUUAUUAUGUUAUAAAUGUUUAACUUAAGUGGCUGUAGAUCCCUCAUUGUCAUCAACAGUGGUUUGGCGUUUUAUAACUAACCCUAAAGUGCUUCACUACUGGUAAACGAAUGAUUAAAAAAGCUUCUCUACUGGUAAACGAAUGGUUGAAAAAGCUUAACUACUGGUGAACGAAUGGUUCGCGAAAGAGUAACAACUCAGUAUGAUGCAUUACUUUACAUGAAGGUACACAAAAAGCUUCACUACUGGUAAACGAAUGGUUGAAAAAGCUUCGCUACUGGUAAACGAAUGAUUCCAAAAGCUUAACUACUGGUGAACGAAUGGUUCGCGAAAGAGUAACAACUCAGUAUGAUGCAUUACUUUACAUGAAGGUACACAAAAAGCUUCACUACUGGUAAA
This is a messenger RNA of Gadus macrocephalus (Pacific cod), 1598 nucleotides long. Its product is annotated as ADP-ribosylation factor-like protein 6-interacting protein 4. Gene Ontology annotation, cellular component: nucleoplasm. The record is from RefSeq and is a predicted model, not a curated record. The transcript has 6 exons. Lineage: Eukaryota; Metazoa; Chordata; Actinopteri; Gadiformes; Gadidae. Bases 1 to 987 code for a protein of 328 amino acids.